Drosophila hydei is the source of this 1409-nucleotide messenger RNA. RefSeq names its product cathepsin L. Gene Ontology annotation, biological process: immune response. NCBI's taxonomy places the organism in Eukaryota, Metazoa, Arthropoda, Insecta, Diptera, Drosophilidae. The coding region runs from base 128 to 1147 and encodes 339 amino acids. The record is from RefSeq and is a predicted model, not a curated record. Gene Ontology annotation, molecular function: cysteine-type endopeptidase activity. The transcript is spliced from 5 exons. Gene Ontology annotation, cellular component: lysosome.
AGAUUUCUUCGCAACAACAAUUCGCAGCUGAACUUAUUUAAAACCGAAAAGUGUUCGAUCAGGUUCAAACGCUACAUUUAAAUCGCAAUAAAUCGUGAAGUGUUUGUCAUUCAACUCAAGUGCUAAAAUGCGCACUAUUUACGCUCUAUUGGCCCUGGUGGCUGUGGCUCAGGCCGUUUCGUUUGCCGAUGUUAUCAAAGAGGAGUGGCACACCUUCAAGCUAGAGCACCGUAAGAAUUAUCAAGAUGAGACCGAGGAACGCUUCCGCCUAAAGAUCUUCAAUGAAAACAAGCACAAGAUUGCGAAGCACAAUCAACGCUAUGCCGCCGGCGAGGUUACCUUUAAGAUGGCCGUUAACAAAUAUGCAGAUAUGCUGCAUCACGAGUUCCAUGAAACGAUGAACGGAUUCAAUUAUACGCUGCACAAGCAGCUGCGCGCUUCGGAUUCGAGCCUUAAGGGCGUCACGUUCAUCUCGCCGGCGCAUGUGAAGCUGCCAAAGUCUGUGGACUGGCGCGAUAAGGGAGCCGUCACCGAAGUUAAGGAUCAGGGACAUUGUGGCAGCUGUUGGGCGUUCUCCAGCACCGGCGCUCUAGAGGGUCAGCAUUUCCGUAAGACAGGCACUUUGGUCUCGCUUUCCGAGCAGAACCUGGUCGAUUGCUCUACCAAGUAUGGCAACAAUGGCUGCAAUGGUGGCUUGAUGGACAACGCCUUCCGUUAUAUCAAGGAUAAUGGUGGUAUUGAUACCGAGAAAUCGUAUCCAUAUGAGGGCAUCGAUGAUUCCUGUCAUUUCAAUAAGGCUAGCAUUGGUGCUACAGAUCGCGGUUUCGUUGACAUUCCUCAGGGCAAUGAGCAAAAGAUGUCUGAGGCUGUGGCCACUAUUGGACCCGUCUCAGUUGCCAUUGAUGCAUCGCACGAAUCAUUCCAGUUCUAUUCUGAGGGCGUCUACAAUGAACCCCAAUGUGAUCCUCAGAAUCUCGAUCACGGUGUCCUUGUAGUAGGAUUUGGCACCGAUGAGAGUGGCACAGAUUACUGGUUAGUCAAGAACUCGUGGGGCACCACUUGGGGAGACAAGGGUUUCAUCAAGAUGGCCCGCAAUGCAGACAAUCAGUGUGGCAUUGCCUCUGCUUCCAGCUAUCCACUGGUUUAAAUAAUACAUAUAUGAAUAUAUUUGCGAUAUAUGUGUUUGCAUCGACGCUCAACCUCAUUAAUUUAAUCACAACCAAAACCCUUUUAUAUUCCAAUGCGAGCAUCUCAAACGUAAACUUUUAUAAUUUAAUGGGCAUAUUUACCAAUCUGUAAAAACUAUCAUCAAUGUCUUUUAUGAUUUGCCACUCAAAUGUUGAUACAAAUUAGGCAUAUUACAAUGUUGAUCUUUUGUAUGAAUAAAAAACGUAUUUUAUAAAAUAAAA